Durio zibethinus is the source of this 824-nucleotide messenger RNA. RefSeq lists its product as uncharacterized. Gene Ontology annotation, biological process: nucleoside triphosphate catabolic process. The record is from RefSeq and is a predicted model, not a curated record. Gene Ontology annotation, molecular function: nucleoside triphosphate diphosphatase activity. NCBI's taxonomy places the organism in Eukaryota, Viridiplantae, Streptophyta, Magnoliopsida, Malvales, Malvaceae.
CCUUCCAAUAAACUGCGCUUGGUCGUCUCUCUCUACUCUUAUAUAUCUCUCUAAAGUUUCAAGCUUCAUCCAUCUUUUCUUAUUCCUUUCUUUCUCCUCUAGCAUCUUUUUCUUUUCCAUUUAGACAAAAGGGGCUAACUAUAGCCACUUAGAAAGAUGACAGGAGUUGAGGAAGGUGAUCAAAGUGUGAGUCUUGAUCUUCUUAAACAGAAAAUGGCUAACUUUGCCAAGGAAAGGGACUGGGAUCAAUUUCACAGCCCUAGAAAUCUGCUUUUGGCCCUGGUGGGUGAAGUGGGAGAACUGUCUGAGAUAUUUCAGUGGAAGGGAGAGGUCCCAAAAGGAUUGCCUGAUUGGAAAGAAGAAGAAAAAGCGCACCUUGGUGAAGAGCUCUCUGAUGUUCUACUCUACCUUGUCAGGCUUUCUGAUAUAUGUGGCAUUGAUCUGGGGAAAGCUGCUCUGCGCAAAGUUGAACUCAAUGCUAUCAAGUACCCGGCUUCAAAGAAAUACACCAACAACAAUGAUGGCACUGCAGAGACUGAUUGAUGAUCCAUCUAUGGUAAGCUAAGAUGAGGAACAAUGCGUGGAGAAUGGUAGUAGUAUAGGUGGUAGUGUGUUUGGCAUCUAUUCCCAUAGAUUUUGUUACUGUUUCAGCAGCUGAAUCGAAUCCUUAUGACGGAUAUAUAGAGAUAUGAUAAAAAAAAAGUUUGCCUUUUCUGUAUCCGCUGCUUUGGGCUUACUGUACUCUUCUUUCGUCCCGAUUCAUAUUUUAUUUGAGAAUUAAAGAGUUGAAAGAAUGGUUGGUAGCCAAGAGGGAUUUUUUAUCA